This is a messenger RNA of Paramecium sonneborni, 195 nucleotides long. Lineage: Eukaryota; Ciliophora; Oligohymenophorea; Peniculida; Parameciidae. The record is from the annotation of a GenBank genome assembly.
AUGAGUCCUUCAGAAGAAAUCACAUUAUUUUAUAUUAAAAUUCAAUUAUGUAAUGAAACAUCUGUUCCCAAACUUUAUGAGCAUUUUAAUUAAAUAAAUCUUAUAUCUGAAAAUGGAAUCACAAACUUAUUGCAGGGUAAAAGAGACAGCUUGUAUUUAUUUUUAAAUUAUACUCUAUUUGAAAAGAUUUUCUGA